AUGGAAAAGGCCCGCAGUCAAGGCUCGCUCGUGCGGAGGAACUCGGAACAGUCCGUCGGAAGUGCCGAUUCGUUCUCGGUCUCCGGGGACGGCUGCCGGCUGGGCUUCGAUCCUGCGUUCGGCGAUCUAGCCCCCGGACGAUCGAUGAAAAUCACGGUAACCUGCGAGGCAGGAAGGCUACCCGAGAGAUUCAGGACCGCCGCCAGAGCUCUGUUCCAGAGCCGCGACGGCCGGGGCGUCUCCUUCGGAAGCGAGUACGUCGCCGUCCGAGCAGAGAUCCAGGAGCCGACGGUGUACAUCAGCACGGCCGCGGUUAAGUUGGAGACGGCAUACCUAGGGGUGCCUCUAACUCGCCGGGUGAAGAUGGUGAACCUCAGCAAUUUGGAGGUGCGGGAGGUGGAGCUGCGCUACACCGCGAGACAAUCUGGACCGGUCGAAGAGGUGUACGCGUGCCGAGUCUUCGGCAUGGCCGUCCCGCUCGGCUUCGCCAUCUCCGCCAAGAACAGAGGCCCUACCCUGAGCUUCGGGCUGGUGGAGGCCGGCGGGCGCCCUCCGAAACCGCUCCAGCGGCCGCAUCUCCCGCAGUAUGUGGGGGAGGAGCCUCUGCCGGAGGCGGAACCCGCGCCCUCCCUGGAGUUCGGGAAGGUUGACCUCCGGGGACGGAAGACCCUGACGGUGUUCGUGCGGAACCUGUCGGCGAUCUCGACCCCGUUCUCCGUAAAGGUCCGCAAGUACAGCUGCACGCCCUGCCCGCCGAGGCUCAAGAUCUCCAACAUGAGCUACUCGGCGCUGCAGAGGGUGGUCUCCAACCCGAGAGCCCUCGAAGCGUACGUGGACGACGAUGCCGCCGCCGCCGCCGCCGACGACGACGACGACGAGCCGGACGGAGAAGAGGGUAGGAACACUCCAGGAACAACAGCAGUAGCAGCAGACAAUGCAGGAAUGAGGGGUACUGCAGUGGGAAAUAUCACCGUUGAAGACGGGGGGCUGAACUCGUUCUCCUUUUAG
Ectocarpus sp. CCAP 1310/34 is the source of this 1008-nucleotide messenger RNA. The record is from the annotation of a GenBank genome assembly. NCBI's taxonomy places the organism in Eukaryota, Phaeophyceae, Ectocarpales, Ectocarpaceae.